Messenger RNA from Vigna angularis (adzuki bean), 2429 nucleotides. RefSeq lists its product as uncharacterized. The coding region runs from base 113 to 592 and encodes 159 amino acids. Lineage: Eukaryota; Viridiplantae; Streptophyta; Magnoliopsida; Fabales; Fabaceae. The transcript has 3 exons. The record is from RefSeq and is a predicted model, not a curated record.
AUAACGCGUAGGUGGCGCGAGCCCGUGGGCUAAAAAAGCCCACGUGGCAUUCUUUAUAACGGUUGUGGUGCUGUGAAGUGUGAAAUGAAUGAGGUUGGGGAGUUAGUUAACUAUGGAAGGAGCAGUUGCAGCGUCUUCUUUGUCUCUUCUUUCAUUGGGGAGUGUAAAAACUAGGAGCAGAGUGUCUCGGAUCUCUCGCGUGUCUGGGAGACAAGGUUGUAAUGUUUUGGUUAAGAAUGGAAGUAGAAGAAGAAGUGUAAGGGUGAGUGCUGCGAAUGUGGAAGAUAUAAUCACGGUAUUUGAUCCAGCUCCGGUGGAAGUCACCUGGCAAAUUGUGGUCGGAGCUAUAGCUGGGGUUACCCCUUUUGUGGUGGCAGGGAUCGAAUUUCGCAAAAGAAUUAUAGCUCAAAAAAGAUGUGAGGAGUGUGGUGGGUCGGGGCUUGUUCUAAGGGAAAAGGAAUACUUCCGCUGCCCAGAAUGUGGUAUGAUUGCAUUCACUUCUUCUCAUGUCUUGUACUGUGUUCAAGCAAUUAAGUAUGCAGGUGGUAGAAUUUCAAUGUAUCACUCUGAAAUAUUCCUAAUUAAUUUCUGAUGUGUCCAGUAAUUGAACAUCAAACUCAAAAUAUUGAAUGUAAGAAGAUUUAAAAUCUCAUGUUUGCUGGGUCAACUACAACCUACUAGGAUGUACAUUGAAUACCUAGGAAUUGUAGAAACCUUGCAUUACCAAGCUAAUUUGAAUAUCCAUUGUCAACCUGAGAAUAUUUUGGUGUUUAAAUGGAGAUUUUUCAUAGGCCCUUCCCCUUUGGGUCCACAAUUCCUUUCAUUUUGGUUGUGAGGAGCUGUGACAAGUGAUACAUUGGUCAAUUCUAGCAUUUCUUCAGUAAUUUCACUCCAGCAGUGUCACUUCAAUAUCACGUAGAACAUUUCAAGAGUUUUUUUCAUUAAAAGUGUCAAGGUUUUCUAUUAGAAGUUUGGAGUUUUUCUUUUCAACAGAUAAAUUCUCAAAAACUCUUUUAGGUUGGUAUCCCAGCAGGUUCUUGCUACACGUUUAAGUUAUUGGUAUCACUUUUCAAACCCUUUAUUACUCUGAAAGUAUCAACGAGAAGGAAGAAAAGUAUGAAAUUGAUAUAGAAAUUUGGCAAAUUAUGAUCGUAAGUAUGAACUAUAAGUUACACCAGGCAUAUGCCGUACACAGGACAAGGCAUCCGUGUCCAUGCUUCGUAGAGUAUGAAGAGCUUUAUGUCUCGUUGCUUUGUUUUCCUAAUUUGUCUUUCCGGUUUAUGUAUUGUUGAUCUACCCAACCACCUGUAUAAUUCAUUAUCUUGCAGUCCUUAACAUGCUUUCUAUUGCAGGUGGGUUCCUUCCUUGGCAGUCCUGGAAAAGAUUCUUUUCAGGCUAGUUUCUACAGCGUUGUACAAAAAAACCAUACUUCAAUAAUGACAAAUUUAUUUAACAGAGAUUCAAUGUUUGUGAGAAUACUCUAUCAUACACAAACGUAAACAACAUAGUAAAGCUAUUUGCAAUACCAACUACCAUUUUCAUUAGAAACAUUGUAAUUUCCUUCUGAGAGAAAUGGUAUUUGCUACCUUAUUGAUAUGCCCACAAGGAAAAAAAAUGUGCAGCAACGGAGACAUGUUUGCGGAGUCUCAAUACUUAGACGAUUUGUGAAAGUGGUAGAAGCUUGGUUUCCUAGCUGUUUUUUCUCAUCCCUUAUCCAAAUAAUAUACAUCUUUUACACCAAUCAUGUCCAUUUCGCUAUUCAUUGAAAAAACCAAGAAUUGAAAACCAGUUUCAUCAUGUAAAGUCUCUCAAGGGAAGAUUAUCAUUUUAAGGUUGAUUUGUUUGUUCCAUCCACAAAUAAUGUACCUCGGAUUAAGGUGGUCAAAAUCUGUUUUCUUAAGCAUUUAUUCUGCUAAAAGGGCCAAGUGUACUAAAGGACACUGACAUUACAUAAAAUCUUUCUUUAUCAAUACCAACUACAUAAGAAGAUUCUUUUCAAAUUAUGCAGACUUCAUUGUGUCAUUAUGACAGAUAGGAGUAAUUGUGAGUUGACCCUUGGCUACCGAAAUUAGUCUACACGAAUCUGUGACAAAAUCUUCACUUCUUAUCUUCAUCUACUUUUUUGGUCUGUAGUCUCACAUAAUUGAUAACUUUUUCAUGACUUGAUCAUAUUGACUCUGAACAGUGCAUCACCAUCUCUCUGCGUGGAUCUUGCAGUAAGGUAAGACUUUAGUGACAAAAAUUUAAGGGCCACGUUAGUAAUUAUGGUUGUAUGGUGAUUAUUCCCUGUCUUCUCUAUUUUCUUUUUUUUCUGCUUUACAUUUAAGAAUCCUUGGCUUGGUGCUUGAGUUGGUACAGCCACUCUUUUGGACUUCAAUGUUUUUGUAUCAUCAAUGGAAAUUUUAAUAUUAUUGAUGGACUUCAACUGC